Molecule: messenger RNA, 945 nt
Organism: Hemisphaericaspora subhashii
Lineage: Eukaryota; Fungi; Ascomycota; Pichiomycetes; Serinales; Debaryomycetaceae
Exons: 1
Coding region: 1-945 (314 amino acids)
Source: RefSeq, a predicted model, not a curated record
AUGGAAUCAAUACAACCAAAAUACCAAGUUAAAUUCUUCAAUGUCAACUUCUUAGAAUUCGACAAUUUAGUUAAGAAAGCAUUACACCAAAAAGCCACAAAAGAACAAGAACAACAAGUUAUCAACUAUUUACAUACAUGUUUUAAGGUGUAUGUAAUCGUCAAUCAACAACUGUGGAGAGUAAUUGGAAAGAGAAAAGACACUCGUGUUCCAUAUUAUUCGAAGAGAAUACACAAUUUUAGGCUUCCAUUAUUCUUCAAAGAUGCCAUUAGGGAAAUGGCCAGACCAAUGAUUGCUCCCAAAUCACAACUCUAUCUCCCAGAUGUCAUUGUUGUCAACGAUGAAAAUAAAUCAGCACAUUGCAUUCCCCAAUCAUUGGAUAUAAUCCAACUCUUCCCUGGACUCAAAUUAUCCCAAUUGGAAAUCGAAGAAGUAAAUCCGACAAUGUUGGGAAUGUACCACGAAGAAGCAAAUAUAAUCUCAACCACAGCUAAAGAACUCCCUAGUUAUAGAAUUAAAGCAACCAGUAUCUUGAAGCAUAUCAGAUUCCAACAGUUUAGACUCAUUACCAGUCAGGAGAAUUGGGUAUUGUUAGAUCGUGGAAAUGGAAAACAGCCAGAAAGAGUCGAAAAUAUGAAUGAUAUUUUUCAGAAUACUGGGUUGUUAAGUGGAUUUUCGGUCUAUUCCAAUAAUCGAAAGGUUCGGAUUAAUUCCCAAUCCUUGACUUGUUUGGCAAUUGAUAGACUGGGUGUGGAUGUAUUUGCAAGAUUUCCUACUGAAGACAUGUUUUUGCGUAUCGAAUCACCAGAGCCUCAUUAUCUCCUUUCCAGGAGCAACAUGGACCGAAAGUAUAAGGCAUCUCCAAGAAUCGAAAAGCCAUCGAGAUUAAAUAAAAAGAUUGAAAUCUCAAGACUUAGUACUAUGGUCAAAUCUAGCCUAAAGUGA